GACGAUGGGGGCGCUGCUGGCGCUCUGUUUCCUCGUGGGUUUGCUGCGCUGUGGCCCGGCGGACGCACAGCAGUCUGGGGAAUACUGCCACGGCUGGGUGGACGCUCAGGGCAACUAUCACGAGGGUUUCCAGUGCCCCGAGGACUUCGACACGCAGGACGCCACCAUCUGCUGCGGCUCGUGUGCGCUGCGCUACUGCUGCGCUGCAGCCGACGCCAGGUUGGAGCAGGGCGGCUGCACCAACGACCGCGGAGAGCUGGAGCAUCCCGGCAUUACCGCGCAGCCUGUUUAUGUCCCCUUCUUGAUCGUCGGCUCCAUUUUCAUCGCCUUCAUCAUCUUGGGCUCUUUAGUGGCUAUUUAUUGCUGCACCUGUUUGAGACCCAAGGAGCCCUCCCAGCAGCCAAUCCGCUUCUCACUCCGCAGCUACCAGACAGAGACCUUGCCCAUGAUCCUCACCUCCACCAGCCUCAGAGCACCUUCCAGGCAGUCCAGCACGGCCACCAGCUCCAGCUCCACAGGGGGCUCUGUCCGGAGGUUCUCCUUUGCCAGGCCUGAGCCAGGCUGCCUGGUACCCUCAUCACCUCCACCUUACUCCACUGGCCAUGCCAUACACCUAACCCAGCCGUCCGGUUUCCUGGUGUCACCCCAGUAUUUUGCCUACCCUCUGCAGCAGGAGCCCCCAUUACCUGGGAAGAGCUGUCCGGAUUUCAGUUCCAGUUGACGGGUGGCGGCUAUGAAUAGGCCGCAUGGUGAAGUGGGAGCCAGGUGGGGUGUUGCUACACUGGCUGAGUCGCCCGCACUUUUGAGGAAAUUUGUGGUAACCUAUCACGAUCGUGGAAGAGAGGUCCAGAAAGACACAGCACUUUUUGGUCUUGAAGUCCUUGGCUACGGACAAGAUCUGACUUUGCAAACAUGGUGAACGCUACGACAUAUUCAUCUUUUGUUAAAAUAUUCGGCAGUUUUCAGGCUGAAGGAAAAUAUCUCACUGGACAGUUCAGCUAUUCUUUGUAGAAAGGUGUCCUAUGUUCCUUUUCCUGUGUUGACUGAAUUAUAAUUGCAAAUAUAUUCAUAAAUAAGGAAGGAAACACACUUAAUUGUAAUUAUAAAGGUUCACUUAAAAUUUAAUUGUUAAGUAAAUUCGAGGGGCCAGUGAACCACCUAUUUAUAAUUUUGGGAGUAAUCUAACCAUAAGUAAUAUUAGUAUAAUGAGAACAUUUACUUCUUAAAUUAAUAACAAAUUUUGUUUAAAACGUAAGAGUUUUUUUUUUCCAAAAUACGAGGUGUCAGUAACCACACGGGGUAACUAUAGCUUUAAAUAUAGACUCAGACAUUCAUUGUUGCACAGACUCUGUGUAAAAUCACUUCCCCUGCCAUCCCGGGGGAAUAUUUAUUGCAGACUUUUUGUUCAGCAAUAUUAGUGUUUAAAAAUAAAAGUAGGACA
Molecule: messenger RNA, 1441 nt
Organism: Chionomys nivalis (European snow vole)
Lineage: Eukaryota; Metazoa; Chordata; Mammalia; Rodentia; Cricetidae
Gene: Shisa3
Product: shisa family member 3
Exons: 2
Coding region: 5-721 (238 amino acids)
Source: RefSeq, a predicted model, not a curated record